Messenger RNA from Meriones unguiculatus (Mongolian gerbil), 1900 nucleotides. RefSeq names its product heat shock transcription factor 4 (gene Hsf4). Lineage: Eukaryota; Metazoa; Chordata; Mammalia; Rodentia; Muridae. The record is from RefSeq and is a predicted model, not a curated record. The transcript has 13 exons. Gene Ontology annotation, biological process: regulation of DNA-templated transcription. Gene Ontology annotation, molecular function: sequence-specific DNA binding; DNA-binding transcription factor activity. The coding region runs from base 165 to 1727 and encodes 520 amino acids.
UAGGGCGGGGCGGGAGGCAAACGCAGCACUUUCGCGGCUUUGACAAGCCCGCAGCGGCCGGGCUGGAACGCUGAGCCCGGCCGAGACUGCGCCAUGCAGGAAGCGCCAGCUGCGCUGCCCACGGAGCCAGGCCCCAGCCCGGUACCUGCCUUCCUCGGCAAGCUAUGGGCUCUGGUGGGCGACCCAGGCACCGACCACCUCAUCCGCUGGAGCCCGGUGAGGGCUGGGGCCCCUCAACUCCCUCAGUGGUCCCCGGGGUCCCUCCAGUGUCUGUGAACACCCAAGUCCACCCAGCCCCCGCCUGGGACUGGGCUAGUGGGACCAGCUUCCUCGUAAGUGAUCAGAGCCGCUUCGCCAAGGAAGUACUGCCCCAGUAUUUCAAGCACAGCAACAUGGCGAGCUUUGUUCGCCAGCUCAACAUGUACGGCUUUCGGAAGGUGGUGAGCAUUGAGCAAGGUGGCCUGCUCAGACCAGAGCGUGAUUACGUUGAGUUCCACCAUCCAAGCUUCGUGCGGGGCCGUGAGCAGCUACUGGAGCGCGUGCGCCGCAAGGUACCUGCGCUGCGAGGCGAGGACAGUCGAUGGCGGCCCGAAGAUCUGGGCAGACUGCUGGGAGAGGUGCAAGCUUUGAGGGGAGUGCAGGAGAGCACCGAGGCCCGGCUGCAGGAACUCAGGCAGCAGAACGAGAUCUUGUGGCGAGAGGUGGUGACCCUGAGGCAGAGCCACAGCCAGCAGCACCGGGUCAUCGGCAAGCUAAUCCAGUGCCUGUUUGGGCCACUUCAGACAGGGCCCAGCAGUACAGGGACCAAGAGAAAGCUGUCCCUGACACUAGAUGAGGGGAGCUCAUGCCCAGCUGCUGCCAAAUUCAGUGCCUGCCCCCUGUCUGGUGCUCUCCUCCAGGACCCCUACUUUAUUCAGUCGCCCCUCCCAGAGACUACCUUGGGCCUCAGCCCUCACAGGGCCCGAGGAGGGCCCAUCAUCUCUGACAUCCCAGAAGAUUCCCCCUCUCCUGAAGGGCACAGGCUUUCUCCCUCCAGCGGUGGUAGGAGGGUGAAGGGCCUGGCACUGCUCAAAGAAGAGCCGGCCAGUCCAGGGGGGGAUGGCGAGGCCGGGCUGGCCCCGGCCCCAAACGAGUGUGACUUCUGCGUGACAGCACCCCCACCGCUGCCCGUGGCUGUGGUGCAGGCCAUCCUGGAAGGGAAAGAGAGCUUCAGCCCCGGGGGGCCCAGGAGUGUACAACAGCCCGAACCAAGGGGCCCUAGGGAGGUGCCUGACAGGGGAACUCUGGGCCUGGAUCGGGGUAACCGGAGCCCAGAGAGUCUGCUGCCCCCAAUGCUGCUUAGGCCUCCCCCUGAAACGGUGGAGCCCACGGCACCCAUGGAUGUGCUGGGCCCUAGCCUGCAAGGACAGGAAUGGACCUUGAUGGAUUUGGACAUGGAGCUGUCUCUGCUUCCAGCUUCUGGGCUCCCUUCUCAGCUGCCUUCUGGGGGUUCUCUCAUGCAGAUGCAGCCCUUGGCUCCAGAGAGGGGUGAAGCUGAGCUGACAGUCAAGGAGUUGAAUUCUUCAGGUGUAGGGAAAGACCACAUGCUGGGAACCCCACUCCUGCUGGACGUUCAGACGGACUUGGAGGGUGCAACCCUGUCUGUGCCCGGGGCUUUAACCCUUUACAAUGCCCCUGAGAGCAAUGCCUCCUACUUGGAUCCUAGAGCCAGUCCCUCCUCCCCCUGAGACCCGCACCCCUCUGAAAAAGCCUGGCUAAGGAACCAGCACGCAGCAGCACACUCCUUUAGGCUUCCCGGCGCCCCAUACACACACCCCCGGGACGUGAGAAAAGGCCCCAGUAUUCCGCAGCCUCUCCCCACAAUCCCAGCGAGCCCAGCAACAUAAACUGCAUUCCACCA